AUGACCACUCAAUCUUCCAAUCCAUAUUCGCUCUCGCUUCCUCUCCCACACAACUCUGGCUCGAACUCCCCUCCAGCUACCCAAAAUACUUCCACAACAAAGUCCUGGCGCAAUAGGUUCAAUUCUUUAGCUCCCAGUAACACAGAUCCUACAUCACAUAAUACAGGAGAACUGACAGAACAUACUGGUCUGCACGCAGCGAAUACAAAUGCGUUUACGAGAAGCGAGCAUAUCCCGAAAUGGUAUAAAGUUAGACUAUUCAGAGGCAUGGUUAACGAUGUGAAGAGGAGAGCACCGUUCUACUGGAGUGACUGGACGGAUGCUUGGGAUUAUAGAGUUGUGCCCGCCACGAUUUAUAUGUAUUUUGCGAAUAUAUUACCCGCACUGGCUUUUUCUUUAGAUAUGUUUACAAAAACGAAUAUGAGUUAUGGAGUCAAUGAAGUACUACUUGCUUCGGUCUUAGGUUCAGUAGUCUUUGCAGUAUUUGCCGCUCAACCGUUGGUUAUUGUAGGAGUUACGGGACCAAUCACGGUUUUCAACUAUACUGUUUACGAUAUCAUUGUCCCUACUGGGGCAAACUAUUUUGCAUUUAUGGCAUUGAUUGGAUUAUGGUCUCUAUUGAUGCAUUGGAUACUCGCCAUUACCAAUUCCUGCAAUGGACUCCGUUAUGUCACUCGUUUCUCUUGCGAUAUUUUUGGAUUUUACGUAGCCUUCAUCUACGUCCAGAAAGGUAUCCAAGUCCUCACUCGUCAAGGAACUGAUGAAUCAUUCUACCUUUCCAUCGUCAUCGCACUACUCGUUACCAUCAUUGCAUUCUUGUGUGGUGUUAUUGGAGACAGUCCAUUAUUCCAACAUUAUGUCCGAAUCUUUAUAAAAGAUUACGGUACACCUCUCACCAUCAUCUUUUUCACUGGCUUUGUACAUAUUGGUAAGAUGAGAGAAGUAGAUUUGAGUACACUACCUACAAGCAGAGCCUUCUUUCCAACAACCGAUAGAGGAUGGUUUGUACAUUUUUGGGAUGUUAGAGUUUCGGAUGUGUUUAUUGCUAUACCAUUUGCUGUUUUACUUACAAUCUUGUUUUAUUUCGAUCAUAAUGUGUCUUCUUUGAUGGCUCAAGGAACAGAAUUCCCCCUCCGCAAGCCUGCCGGGUUUCAUUGGGAUAUCUUCCUCCUUGGCCUAACAACGGGUGUAGCCGGUCUGCUGGGAAUUCCUUUCCCAAAUGGUCUCAUUCCGCAAGCCCCAUUUCACACUGAGUCUCUUUGCGUCACCAAGCUUGUGGCAGAUACCGACGAAUCAGGAGACUCAAAAGGUCAUCUUAAAUCAGUCACAUCCCACGUCGUUGAACAGCGCGUCAGCAAUCUAGCCCAAGGUCUCUUAACCCUAGGGACCAUGACUGGCCCCCUCUUGAUAGUCAUUCAUCUCAUCCCUCAAGGCGUUCUGGCAGGUCUCUUCUUCGUCAUGGGCAUUCAAGCUCUUCUCGGCAACGGCAUAACUUCUAAAAUUAUUUUCCUUCUCAAGGAUUCCUCGCUAACCCCUUCAUCCGAUCCCUUACGACAUCUCCCCCGGAAAUCCGCUAUCUGGAUGUUCGUAGCAAUUCAACUUUUUGGCUUUGGUGCCACAUUUGCUAUCACACAGACAAUUGCGGCAGUGGGUUUCCCAGUCAUUAUUUUGGCACUGAUUCCGGUUAGGAUAUGGGCGCUGCCAAGGUGGUUCACAAAGGAGGAGUUGGGGGUUCUGGAUGCGGCAACGGCGAGCCCGUUUACGAUGAUCAGUGUUGGGGGCAAUCAUGGAGAAGUGAUCGAAGAAGAUGGGCUCUCUGCUAGUGCGGAUGCUGUUGAGGAAGGUAUGUUGGUGGGUGGUACUUCGGAAGAGGAUGGCGGAAAUGGGAAGAGAGUAUUGGAAACGGAUGGAGAUAGUGAUGAGGGACGAGCUGAGCGAGGGGAAUUUCAAGCUAGUGGCCCCGGGACGGGAAUGACGAGGAGACGGGAGAGUUGGAAAGGGGAAGGGAGGAGUGGUGGAUUGGGUGAGGGGAUGGAAUUGCAGAAUCUGGGCAUUAGUAGAAGAAGUGUUAGCAAACAUCCAGAGUAG
This is a messenger RNA of Sclerotinia borealis F-4128, 2088 nucleotides long. The record is from the annotation of a GenBank genome assembly. Lineage: Eukaryota; Fungi; Ascomycota; Leotiomycetes; Helotiales; Sclerotiniaceae.